Cordyceps militaris CM01 is the source of this 1764-nucleotide messenger RNA. RefSeq lists its product as uncharacterized. The record is from RefSeq and is a predicted model, not a curated record. Gene Ontology annotation, biological process: GPI anchor biosynthetic process. NCBI's taxonomy places the organism in Eukaryota, Fungi, Ascomycota, Sordariomycetes, Hypocreales, Cordycipitaceae. The coding region runs from base 1 to 1764 and encodes 587 amino acids. Gene Ontology annotation, cellular component: endoplasmic reticulum. The transcript has a single exon.
AUGUUGGUUGCGUCGAGGUUGCGCAAUGGCCUAGGCCUGCUGGUGCCUUUGACGCUGGCUUGUUCGAUCUACCUUUAUUUUUACCCAUUCUUCGGGCAAUGCGCGUUCCCCCUACCGUCGCGAAACGCAACCGAAGCAUUCGAGGGGACGAAGAAGCUCCAUUGGCCCUUUGCUGACGAGGAGUCACUGUCCAACUUCCCCACGAAGCAAGCUCCCUUUCGACUACUUGCCCUCGGCGACCCCCAGCUCGAAGGCGACACCUCCGUCCCCCUCGCCUACGCGGGAUUCAUGCCACAUGUUCCUCUGCUGUUUAAGCAGCUGACGUUUCAAACAUGGCACCCAUCUCUCAAAGAGCGUAUUCGAUGGUCCAUUCACGACCUCGUCGACAUCUUCUUCGAUGACAUACCAAACAUUUUCGAGUCCGCGCGCAAGGUCUUUGACCUUCUCGGCAACGACUUCUACCUCGCCCACAUCUAUAGAACAUUGCAUUGGUGGACGCAGCCGACGCAUGUGAGUGUCUUGGGUGAUCUGCUGGGGAGUCAGUGGAUCGAGGAUGACGAAUUCGAACGACGAGGCGACCGGUUUUGGAACAGGACAUUCAAGGGCGGAGAGCGCGUCCCAGACGAGGUGGCCAUGUUUCCGGCCGAGCAAUACAACCUCACUGGGUUCCUAAAUGGCUCACCUGAAGAAGAUAUUUGGAAGAAGCGCAUCAUCAACGUCGCCGGCAACCAUGACAUUGGUUACGCUGGAGACUUGACCGAGGAGCGCCUCGAGAGAUUUGAACGCAUCUUUGGCAAGGCCAAUUAUGAACUGCGAUUCGAGCUUCCCGUCACCGACCCAGAGCAUAAUGCGACCAUCCUCAACGAAGAAACGAAUCCAGACUCCAAACGUUUGGCGCCCGAAAUACGGAUAGUUGUCCUCAACGACAUGAAUCUGGACACCCCCGCCAAAUCAGUACCGCUACAGGACGAGACCUACAAGUUUAUUAACUCUGUCAUUGGAACAUCAGCUGCCGUGGAUUUUGAAGGACAUUUCACUCUCAUCCUCACACACAUUCCAAUGUACAAGCCUGCAGGCAUUUGUGUUGAUGCCCCAUUCUUUGACUUCCACAGCCAAGCUGAUGGCGGUGGCUUGAAAGAGCAAUACUUGCUAAGCGACGAUGCUAGCAAGGGCCUGCUAGAAGGCAUAUUUGGUGUUAGUGGAGAUACGAAUGCUCCUGCUAAUGGGCUGGGACGCAGAGGCUUGGUGAUGAAUGGUCAUGACCACGAAGGCUGUGACACGUACCAUUUCAUGAAUCAGACGAACGGAACAAAUUCCUACGAGCGAUCUUGGGAAACAGUACUUUGGAAAGACGCCAAAAUGUUGGACUUUCCCUCGAUUCCUGGCCUGCCAGGUCGUCGAGAAAUCACCGUACGCAGUAUGAUGGGUGAUUUUGGCGGCAAUGCCGGUCUCUUGAGCAUGUGGUUCAACUUUGACACUUGGGAGUGGGAGCACGAAUAUAUCGACUGCCCGCUCGGUUCCCAACACUUUUGGUGGCUCACCCACUUCCUACUAUUUGGAACUAUUGCUUGCGCCACUUCCUACGCGGUAGCCGUCAUACUGAGCGCGAAUGGUGUAGAUGUUGAUGGGUAUUAUGAAGUUACCGAGAAGUGGGUUCGGAAUCAGAUCCUCGCUUACUGGGCAGAGGCAAAAGCGAAGCUGUGUCACAAGCCUUUACACGAUGACAAGGCACAAGAGAAGAGCAGACCCGACCCGGGCCAAUGA